CACCUUAGUGAGGGGCCCCACGGAGCGCGUGUCUAGUGGGAGACGGGAACAGACCGGGGAAAGCUGAAAGAAUUCUUGAGAGGAGGGGGAGAUGGAGGCCACGGACGCUGGGGCUGCAGCCGCGUCCCUCGCCUCGUCUGUUCCCGCGGACAUGCCGGCGGCUAACGGGGACAUGGGCGGGUCCCGGCGCGGUCUGGGCCUAGGCCUGGUGCCCGAGCGGCUCCAGAAGCGCGAGCAGGAGCGGCAGCUGGAGGUGGAGCGGCGGAAGCAGGAGCGGCAGAACCAGACGGUGGAGGAGGAAAAGAGCGACUUCUUCGCGGCCGCCUUUGCCCGUGAGCGGGAGGCCGUGGAGCAGCUGCUGGGGUGCGUGGGCCAGGAGGCGCCGGGCCCGGGCGUGGACCCCGCGCGGCUGGACGAGGCGGCCUCGCGGCUGCAGACUCUGCAAAAGCUGCUCAACGACGCCAUGCUCUACCUGGCGCCCUACGACGUGCGGCUCGGCCAGGAGGCGCUGGCGCGGCUGCAGGGGGUCCUGGUCGAGCGGCGCCAGGAGCUGCAGCCCAAGAAGCGCUUCGCCUUCAAGUCCCGCCGGAAGGACGCCGCCGCCCAGGACCCCAGCCCCGCGGCCGACGCCCCGCAGCCGCCGCAGCCGCCUCCGCCCGAGUCCCUCCCGCCCGUCCCGGUCCAAGUCCCCCCCGGUUCUGGCUUCUCCAACCGCGAGUCGCAGACCCUGCAGAUGCGGGCCGAGGAGUUGCGCCAGCGCGACAUCCUCCUGACCGGCCUGACUGACUGCACCGUCCGGCUGUACGGGAACCCCAACACGCUGCGGCUGACCCAGGCCCGCGGCUGCACCGUGCUCUGCGGGCCCGUCUCCACCUCCGUGUUCCUGGAAGACUGCGUCGGCUGCGUCUUGGCCGUGGCCUGUCAGCAGCUCCGCACGCACAGCACCCGGGACACCCGCAUCUUCCUGCAGGUGACCAGCCGGGCUAUCGUGGAGGACUGCAGCGGUGUGCAGUUCGCCCCCUACUCCUGGAGCUACCCGGGCAUCGACCAGGACUUUGAGGGGUCUGGGCUGGACAGAAACAAAAACAACUGGAGGGAUGUGGACGACUUCAAUUGGUUGGCCCGAGGUGUGGCCUCCCCGAACUGGAGUGUUCUUCCAGAAGAGGAGUGGAGAAUCCAGUGGGAUUGAUGGUAUCUGUGACUCCCCCGUUAAACGACUGUUUACGGCCAAUUGACGCCACAAUGCACCUGUUCUUAACCCUUGCACUUUAUUACACGUUUUCAGUGUCUUAAUACCGGCUAUCAUAAGGAUUCUCUGCUGUAGUUUCCUUUGUAAAUAGCUCACAUUAAAAAAAAUGCAGUGCCUCUGGUGUUGGUUAAUUUAAGAAUGGAACCAUCUUAUUUUUUGUAGCUCUUUAUUAAUGGCUAGAAGAUUCGAGUUGGCUAUAUCGGGAUGAAUAAAAAUGAAAAAGGUCAUGAGUGUGUAUUCCCUUUUUUAAUAGUCUUAUUGCCACGUGGAAUAUCACCGAUUGCUAGUUAGCAUAGAAAAGCAGUAGUUUUGGUGCCCUGUGGAAUACCACUGAUUGCUAGUUAGUGUAAAAAAAUAAGUGAGAUUAGGAAAGAUCCAGCGGGUUGCUGUUGAAUUAUUUGGUAGGUUUACUCAUGGUUUCCUGUUUCAAGAUUGCUUUAUGGUACUACUUAAUGGGCGCUACACUGACCUGUCUUCAGCAUAAGUCUAUCGGCUUAGGGCUCUGGAACAUUGCUGUAGAACCUAUCCCUGUGCCCGAGUUUUUUAUUUUCCUCCAGAGUUCUAGUGCGGAGCUAGUCUGACACAGAACUUCCCAGUGAUUUGUUAAGAAUCUGGAAGUACAGCCUUUAUCAACUGGGGUAUAUGCAACAGAAAACAAUUAUUUUGUGAGGGUAAAUUGCUAGACCUUUUUGGCGUCUGUUACUCUUAGAAGAGGAUUGAGGCAUUUGCAGAUAAGUCUGAAAGGUUUUUUUGGUCCUGGUUUUCUAUUGUUUAGAGGAUAACUGACCUCUCUACAAGUUAUUAAAUGUACAGACACACUUUUAUAAAAUUGUAUAGGAGAAACGUUUAAUCUUACAGUUUUAAAAUAAAUUCUCGUAAGAUUUGUACUUUAUGCUUUGUAACUAUAGACUUUCAAAAAACCUAAGUCACAUUAAUUAUCCUUCAAAAUUUGGUUAAGUCGGUUGUAAUUCUUGGUCAUGUUAACCAUAAUCCUGUAAAAUAGGAUCUUAAAAAGUAAUGUUAAUAGAAAAUUAGUUCUAGGAUUCAACUUGUUUUAUAAAGAAAAUGGUAUUAAAAAUCUCAAAAGUGUCACCCGUUGGGUGCCCCCAGGUAUAAACAGCUGUACUAGUAUUUGGGGGAAUUAAAUUUUUUAAAAACGGUUGGUAUUUACUUACUCUGGGCUUAAUACUUCUGUUUGCCCCCAUUUCCUUUUCUGUAAAAUGGAGAUGAUGAUAAUAGCACCUACAUCCUACGGUUUUUACGAGGAUCAAAUGAAAUGAUUUUUGUCUAGUGCUUAGCAUAUAGUAAACACUAUAUAAAUAUUAGCCAUUAGUCUUAUAAUUAUUACAUAGCACUCUAAGCUUUACAUAUUUAAUCUUCACAAUAAACUCU
Molecule: messenger RNA, 2641 nt
Organism: Trichosurus vulpecula (common brushtail)
Lineage: Eukaryota; Metazoa; Chordata; Mammalia; Diprotodontia; Phalangeridae
Gene: TBCC
Product: tubulin folding cofactor C
Exons: 1
Coding region: 92-1189 (365 amino acids)
Biological process (GO): post-chaperonin tubulin folding pathway; tubulin complex assembly
Cellular component (GO): cytoplasm
Molecular function (GO): tubulin binding
Source: RefSeq, a predicted model, not a curated record